Oppiella nova is the source of this 753-nucleotide messenger RNA. Lineage: Eukaryota; Metazoa; Arthropoda; Arachnida; Sarcoptiformes; Oppiidae. The record is from the annotation of a GenBank genome assembly.
CUAUUGUAGAAAUAAUGCAUUGAAUUGAAUGAAACAAAUGCACAAUAAAUUGCAAACAACUGGAAAGUGUGUGAAAGAUAUCACAAACACUUGAAAGCCUUCAUUGAAUGCAAGAAUUGGUUUUGAGAUAACAAUCACUGAAUCAGACGUUAAUUGUCACCAAAAGCAGCCAAAUGUUGACUCAAGCAGUGCUCAGACGUGUCUUAGCGUCCACACCACGGAUGGCCGCCAUCCGGAUGUCGAGCACAUCGUCGGCCACCACUCCAUCCGAAGACUAUUUCGCCAAAAACUCUCGACUCAAUCGCCCUCUGAGUCCAUACACUCACUACAAACCACAGAUAACUACCGUCCUAUCCAUCAGUCACCGGAUGACAGGUCUGGCCCUAUCGGUGCUCCUCUAUGGCGGGGGUAUCAGUGCGUUGGCCUCAUCGCAGACCAACUUCGCUCAAGUGUUGCAAUCCAUUCAGACAACGGUUCCGCACUCUCUCCUCUUCACUGUCAAAGUGUUGGCCGGCACUUCUUUAGUCUAUCACAUCCUCAAUGGUAUCCGACAUCUGAGUUGGGACUACGGCUUCGGCUUUUCUCUGAAAGAGCUGUACACCACUGGCUAUAUCGUAGUCGCUCUGUCGUUGUUAUCUGCACUCGUUAUCGCAAUAUAUGCCAAUUAGUUAGACUUUGCAUUCACUUCAACACACGCUUUGAAGCAAAUAAUAUGGGAUUUAAUUUAAUUAGAAAUUAAGAAAAAAUUAGACC